This is a messenger RNA of Sporothrix schenckii 1099-18, 990 nucleotides long. RefSeq lists its product as uncharacterized. The transcript has 2 exons. Lineage: Eukaryota; Fungi; Ascomycota; Sordariomycetes; Ophiostomatales; Ophiostomataceae. The record is from RefSeq and is a predicted model, not a curated record. The coding region runs from base 1 to 990 and encodes 329 amino acids. Gene Ontology annotation, molecular function: hydrolase activity, acting on carbon-nitrogen (but not peptide) bonds, in linear amides.
AUGGCGCCCAUCUACAAGAUUGCCAUUAUCCAAUUCCAGCCAAAGCCUAUCGACAUCGAGGCCAACUUCAAGUAUGCUGCCGAUGAGAUCCGCAAGGCGGCUGCUGCGGGCGCGGACAUUGCCCUUCUGCCCGAGUUCCACUUGACCUCGUGGGUGCCGAACCACCCGGAGUUUGUCAGUGCCAGCGCCGCGUCCGGCGCGAUUCUCAGCCGCUACCAGGACCUCGCGCGUGAGCUCAACAUCAACAUUGUCCCCGGCACCAUUGUCGAGGCGCACACCACCACGGCCGACCCUGCGAGUGGCACGACGCUCGUCACGACGGCGCCCGACGACACGAGCAGUGGCACGCUCGAGCUGCGCAACAUGGCCUUCUUUGUCGAGGCCGGCACGGGCAAGGUGCUCAACCGCUACCAGAAGACGAAUCUGUGGCACACGGAGCGGGGCCACUUGACGGCGCCGACGCUGGAGAGCGCCUCGUCGGCCGGCAGCACCACGGACUGGCCGCCGCACAAGGCGUUUGACACGCCCCUCAAGUGGGGCGACCGCUUUGUGCGGGCCGGCAUGCUGGUCUGCUGGGACCUGGCGUUCCCCGAGGCGUUCCGGGCGCUCGUUGCCGACGGCGUCGACCUGAUUCUGAUCCCCUCGUACUGGGACCCGUACGAGGACGUCGACGCCGAGUCGCUGGCCGUCAACCCCGAGUGCGAGGUGGACUACAUACGCGCGUGCCUGGCGGCGCGGGCCAGCGAGAACACAGUGGCCGUGGCAUUUUGCAACACGGGCGGCGUGUCGCAGCUGGCACAGCCGCUCCUCGGCCUGCGGGGCGAGAUUCGGCCUGGCGCGACGGAGACCAAGAUUCUGGAGAUGGACCUGGACUAUUUGCGUGUGGCGGACAACCACUACAAGGUGCGGGCGGACAUCAAGCGCGAGGGCUGGCACUAUGAGCACACUCUGCGGUUUCCGGCCAAGACCGCGGCGCCAGUGAGCAAGUAG